Molecule: messenger RNA, 1986 nt
Organism: Gadus macrocephalus (Pacific cod)
Lineage: Eukaryota; Metazoa; Chordata; Actinopteri; Gadiformes; Gadidae
Product: recQ-like DNA helicase BLM
Exons: 11
Coding region: 137-1492 (451 amino acids)
Biological process (GO): double-strand break repair via homologous recombination; telomere maintenance
Cellular component (GO): chromosome; nucleus; cytoplasm
Molecular function (GO): 3'-5' DNA helicase activity; four-way junction helicase activity; nucleic acid binding
Source: RefSeq, a predicted model, not a curated record
AAGGAAACAUCAGUUUCCUCAUUGUGUCGGAAUAACAUCUUUGCUUGAGGUUCAUUUCACCAAUCACCCACCUUCCAGGAAUAAUCUAAAGGAACAACUUGCAAGGCAUUUUAACGCCGCUCAGAGCAAGUUGACCAUGGCUGGAACAAUGGCCGGAAACCCUGCUGGCAAGUGCCGCGACUUCGACCACUCUCCAGAGAAGUUGAAGGCAACAUUGAACAACAUUUUUCGUCUUCAGGAGUUUCGGGUCAAUCAACUUGAAGCAAUUAAGGCCACAAUUUUGAAGAAAAAUGUCUUGGUUGUUGGUGAUAAUGGUGCUGGUAAAAGCCUGUGCUACCAGCUACCAGCCUGCUUGUCUGCUGGAGUCACUGUGGUGAUCUCUCCACUCAUCUCCCUCAUCCUGGACCAGAUGCAGAAACUCACUGAACUGGGUAUUGUGGCCAGGACUCUCUCGGGUGAUAUAGGUCCCAGUGAUGCAGAUAGUAUCUACCAACAGUUGUCUGAAAAGGAUCCGAUUAUCAAACUGCUCUACGUCACCCCCGAGAAGAGGAGUAUGAAUCGUCAAUUGAUCGAGGCUCUGCAGGACCUGUUUGCCAAUGGUCUUCUGGCUCGGUUUGUUAUCGAUGAGGCCCAGUGCAUCAGUCAGUGCGACUUCCGGCCGGCCUACGGGAUAUUGAACGAGCUGCAGCAGGACUUUCCGGGGGUGCCCAUGAUUGCUCUGUCAGGCCCCAUCGGGCCCCACAUCCAGGAGGACAUCCUCAAUCAGCUGCAGAUGACCAACCCUCAGGUGUUCACCAUGACCUUAAACCGAACAAAUCUAAAGUAUGCCGUGCCGACCAGGACAAGGUUUGGGGAAAUGGACUGCAUUACCUGGAUCAAGGAGCACUAUCCACAUGACUCAGGCAUCGUGUACUGCUGGAGACGAGACGAUUGUGACAACAUGGCAGACAGCCUGAACGAGGCAGGCCUGCUGGCAUGUUCGUAUCACGCAGGGAUGCCUUACAGAGACAGAGAGAUUGUGCAGCACAAGUGGAAUGGAAAUGAAUGCCAGGUCAUCUGUGCCACCAGCGCAGCCUUUGGUAUGGGCAUCCACAAGCCGGACGUGCGGUACGUGAUCCACACCUUUCUGCCAAAGUCCAUGGAACAGUACCACCGGGAGACAGGGCGGGCCGGCAGAGACGGGAAAAUGUCCCACUGCAUCCUCUUUUAUUCCGACAGCGACCAUGGUGUCCUCGGACGUGCCAUCAGAAACGAUGAAUCUGUGGAUGAAAAAUCGAAGGAUAGGGAAUUAGUUGACCUAGAACCCAUGGUGGAAUACUGCUGGAAUAAGAAGGACUGCAGAAGAAUACAGCUGCUUACUUACUUUGCUGGGGUCGACACUGAAGCCAACUUAUGCAAGGAAAACGCAGAAGCCAUCUGUGACAACUGCGAAAGCGCCAAUAAAAAAAAGGGGAUGAAUGUCAAGCAGGAGGGAGAAGGAGAAACGAAAUGAUCGUCCAUCUCUAACUCUGAAGGAAGUGGAGCUAUGAGUUCCCAGGCAGGUGCUGCUGCUACCGGCUGAAAUCCAGGCUUCAGUACCAUCCCUACCCCCCAGACCAAACAACAACCCUUCCUCAAAUCAGCUCAAUAGGAUUCAUCUAAUCAAGUGUAGUUUAAACUCUCCUCUGUCCAAAAUAGACCAUAGAGCCAAGACACAAUGUUCAGUCCUUUUAGUUACAUAUAACACUAUAGGGGGACAUUGAAUCUUUGAUAGAAAUACAUUUAAUAGUCUAAUCGCCAUGUCGGGAAAAUAUUGCGUCAUACCGUGACAUUCCAUUGGGAAGGUCUGGAUGCUAGUAUAGUGAUACCACAGCAUUGCUUGGCUUCUAGAAGGUAAAGCCUUUAAGUUCUUUCUUUUUUUGUGGUUGGUGGCCUGACUGUAUUCUGUGUGCAAUUUGCUGUGUUAUGCAUUGAUUUUAAUAACUGUCAUUAGGGUUUGUUUGAUAA